AUGGGGCACGACAAAGCCAAGGGGAAAAAGGCCAAAAGCGAUGAGUUGAAAGAUCUGAAGCAAGAAGUCAGCAUGGACGAGCAUACCAUCCCGCUCGAGGAGUUGGCCAGUCGACUACGAACCAACGUGGACACGGGUCUAACUCGCGAGGCCGCCAAGACCAAGUUGGAACAGGACGGCCCGAACGCUCUGUCACCACCGAAGACCACACCCGAAUGGAUCAAGUUCUGCAAGAAUUUGUUCGGAGGGUUUGCUCUCCUCCUCUGGGUGGGAGCUCUUCUCUGCUAUGUUGCGUACUCCGUCGACUACUUCACCAUGGAGUACCCAUCAAAGGACAACUUGUACCUCGGAAUUGUGUUGAUGAGCGUCGUCAUCGUCACUGGAAUCUUCCAGUAUUACCAAGAGAGCAAAUCCAGCAAGAUCAUGGACUCGUUCAAGAACAUGGUUCCCCAAUACGCGAUGGUCUUCCGUGAUGGACAGAAGCUGCACAUCCGCGCUGAAGAGAUUGUCGUCGGCGACGUUGUCGAAGUGAAGGGCGGAGAUCGUGUCCCGGCCGAUAUCCGUGUCAUCCAAGCAUUCGGCUUCAAGGUCGACAAUUCGUCUCUUACCGGAGAAUCGGAGCCGCAGUCUCGUUCGCCCGAUUGCACCAACGAGAACCCCUUGGAAACGAGGAACAUUGCUUUCUUCUCCACCAAUGCCGUUGAAGGAACCUGCAAGGGCGUCGUUAUCAACACUGGUGAUCGCACGGUUAUGGGACGUAUUGCUCACUUGGCGUCUGGACUUGACACCGGCAUGACCCCGAUCGCCCGCGAGAUCGAGCAUUUCAUCCACCUCAUCACCGGAGUCGCCGUCUUCCUUGGUGUCACCUUCUUCAUCAUCGCUUUCGUCCUCGGAUACCAUUGGCUGACGGCCGUUGUGUUCCUUAUCGGUAUCAUCGUCGCCAACGUACCCGAAGGACUCAUUGCCACCGUCACCGUGUGCUUGACCCUCACCGCCAAGCGCAUGGCGUCCAAAAACUGCUUGGUCAAGAACUUGGAAGCCGUCGAGACCUUGGGAUCAACCUCCACCAUCUGCUCUGAUAAGACCGGAACGCUCACCCAGAACCGUAUGACCGUCGCCCACAUGUGGUAUGACCAGAAGAUCUACGAUUGCGACACCACUGAGAACCAGUCUGGGACCCAGAAGAAGAACACUGGCCCUACUGCUGAUGCCCUCGUGCGUAUUGCAGCCCUUUGCUCGCGUGCUGAUUUCAAGCCUGGACAGCCGCAAGUUCCUGUUCUUCGCCGUGAAUGCACUGGUGAUGCCUCCGAGAUUGCCCUCCUCAAGUUCUCCGAGCUUGCACUUGGCGGUGUUGUCCCCUACCGUGAGAAGGCCCCGAAGAUCGCCGAAAUUCCCUUCAACUCCACCAACAAAUAUCAGGUUUCGAUCCACGAUGCUGCUAACAGCGACAAGUACUUGCUGGUGAUGAAGGGAGCCCCCGAGCGUAUCCUUGACGUCUGCGCGACCAUCCUCAUCAACGGACAAGAACAAGAGCUCGACGAGAAGCUACGAAAGGAAUUCAAUGAUGCCUACCUUGAGCUCGGAGGAAUGGGAGAACGUGUGCUCGGAUUUUGUGACUACGAGCUUGAUGCCGGACAGUUCCCCAAGGGCUUCAAAUUCGACACCGAAGACAUCAACUUCCCCCUGAAGGGUCUCCGCUUCGUCGGCCUUAUGUCCAUGAUCGAUCCUCCACGUGCUGCUGUCCCCGAUGCCGUUGCCAAGUGCCGUGAUGCCGGAAUCAAGGUCGUCAUGGUUACCGGUGACCACCCCAUCACUGCCAAGGCCAUCGCCAAAUCUGUCGGCAUCAUCUCGCCCGGAUCCGAAACUGUCGAAGACAUUGCCAUCCGUGAGGGAACCACUGUUGAGAAGGUUGACGUUCACCGUGCCCGCGCCGCUGUCAUCCACGGAUCGGAGCUGCGUGAUAUGUCUGAUGAGCAACUUGCCGAGAUCAUCCAGAACCACGCUGAAAUUGUCUUCGCUCGUACCUCGCCGCAGCAGAAGCUGAUGAUCGUCGAAGGCUUCCAGAAACAAGGCCAAAUCGUCGCUGUGACUGGUGAUGGUGUCAACGACUCGCCUGCCCUGAAGAAGGCCGACAUCGGAGUCGCUAUGGGUAUUGCUGGAUCUGAUGUGUCGAAACAAGCCGCUGACAUGAUCCUUCUCGACGAUAACUUCGCCUCAAUCGUCGUUGGUGUCGAAGAGGGCCGUCUGAUUUUCGAUAACCUCAAGAAGUCGAUUGCCUACACGCUGACCUCCAACAUCCCCGAGAUCUCGCCCUUCCUCACCUACAUCUUGUUCGGCAUUCCCCUUCCCCUGGGAACCGUCACCAUCCUUUGCAUCGAUCUCGGAACUGACAUGGUCCCCGCCAUCUCGCUUGCCUACGAAGAGGCUGAGGCUGAUAUCAUGAAGCGCAAGCCGCGUGACCCGAUCCACGACAAACUUGUCAACGAGCGUCUCAUCUCGCUGGCCUACGGACAGAUUGGAAUGAUCCAAGCUUCCGCCGGGUUCUUCACCUACUUCUGGAUCAUGGCUGAUAACGGAUUCCUGCCAAAGGAUCUCUACCAGCUCCGUGCCCAGUGGGAUUCGCGCGCCUACAACAAUGUCCUCGAUUCGUACGGACAGGAGUGGACGUACGCCAACCGCAAGAUUCUGGAGUACACUUGCCAAACCGCCUACUUCGUAACGAUCGUCGUCGUACAAUGGGCCGAUCUCAUCAUCUCGAAGACUCGUCACGUGCCUCGCCGCCUUCAUGUGCUAUUGCCCUGGCUUGGACAAUGGUCUUCGUAUGUACGGCCUUCGCUUCUCCUGGUGGUUCCCCGGACUUCCAUUCGCCAUCCUCAUCUUCAUCUACGACGAGGCCCGCCGAUAUCUGAUCCGUCGCUACCCCGGUGGAUGGGUCGAACGCGAGACUUACUAUUAAGGGAAAACAACCGAAACACAAGCAGUCACCUCCUCGCAGUCUGCGGUGGAUGGCAACAGCAAGGCCACGAGCUCCCGAAAUUCCCCAUUUCCGCGAUUGCCCCAUGCUUGCUCCACCACUUGCCCCAUUCUGCCAGCGUUCAGGUACUUUUCACGAUCCACAUUUCGUGCAGGGCCACGAAAAUCUUUUGCUGCUUGCCGCUGCGAUGGGACCUUGCCCGAGUCUUCCCAGAUUCGUUUGUUAGCAGCCAGAACCUGGUGCUGGAUCGGGUGAGUAUC
This is a messenger RNA of Mesorhabditis spiculigera, 3234 nucleotides long. NCBI's taxonomy places the organism in Eukaryota, Metazoa, Nematoda, Chromadorea, Rhabditida, Rhabditidae. The record is from the annotation of a GenBank genome assembly.